UUUCGCUCAAAACCAAAAAGCGAAGAUGGAACCUCCCGAUCUAAACGUAGAAAAUCAUGAAAGUGAAACAGAAAAAACGGUGAAACGUCGUCGAUUAGGACGUUCGUUCGGUGGCCGCAAUUCCAGCUGGGUUCCACCGUUUGCUACUCCACCAUCUGGCCAGAAGUCUCGGGGUGGGAGUACUGGAGAUGUCGCUACAGGAAUUGACCACUCCCCAACAACGGCUUCAUUCAGUAAAUCCAGCCCAAAUAGUAAUGGUGAAAAGCUGAUGUCUACGCCUUUGAGCAGUACACCAAGGUCAAGUCAUCCGAGGUCAUUGGGUUCACUGUCUUCACGUAAAAGGAGUCGAGGAGACUUCAAGUCACCAAUGAGAAAUCAAGGUGAAAAGAAGCAAGAAGAAACCCCUGAGUCCAUCGAGAGAGAGAACGACAAACUGAGAGCAAGACUAUCAGAGUUAGACAAAGAAAUUUCAGAGCUGAAGGAUGAAGGUCUGAGCGAGGAUGAGCUCCAGCUUCACAUCCAGAAGAUGCAUGAGUACAAUGAACUUAAGGACAUGACUCAGAUGCUGCUAGGAAGAAUAGCCAUGUUUGAGGGAGUAACGACGAGACAACUCCAUGAAGAAAUGGGACUAGGGGAAGACUGACAAACGCUGAAAACCUGAAAAGAUGAUGGGUUCUUCAUUGUCUGUUUCUCUGCGGCGUACUUCUCCCUCAUGAUCUGCUCGUCGAUCUCCUUCUCUCUCCUCUGACGAAGCAGCCCUUGCUUAGGGG
This is a messenger RNA of Strongylocentrotus purpuratus (purple sea urchin), 770 nucleotides long. RefSeq names its product DNA repair protein SWI5 homolog. Gene Ontology annotation, cellular component: Swi5-Swi2 complex; Swi5-Sfr1 complex. Gene Ontology annotation, biological process: double-strand break repair via homologous recombination. Lineage: Eukaryota; Metazoa; Echinodermata; Echinoidea; Camarodonta; Strongylocentrotidae. The record is from RefSeq and is a predicted model, not a curated record. The transcript has 6 exons. Bases 26 to 643 code for a protein of 205 amino acids.